Pteronotus mesoamericanus is the source of this 1011-nucleotide messenger RNA. RefSeq names its product TBC1 domain family member 21 (gene TBC1D21). The transcript is spliced from 11 exons. Bases 1 to 1011 code for a protein of 336 amino acids. NCBI's taxonomy places the organism in Eukaryota, Metazoa, Chordata, Mammalia, Chiroptera, Mormoopidae. Gene Ontology annotation, molecular function: GTPase activator activity. The record is from RefSeq and is a predicted model, not a curated record. Gene Ontology annotation, biological process: activation of GTPase activity.
AUGACCACCCUCUCUCCCGAAAACAGCCUCUCUGCCAGGCUGUCAGCCUCCUUCAUCCUGGUGAAGAGGAAACCACCCAUUGACAAGACAGAGUGGGAUGGCUUCUUUGAUGAGAAUGGUCAGUUGGCCAAGUCACGAGACUUCAUUUGUGUUGACAUCCUGGAAAGGGGCUUACACCCCUUCGUGAGGAUGGAAGCCUGGAAGUUCCUCACAGGCUACUACUCCUGGCAGAGCUCCCUGGAUGAGCGGCUCACAGUGGACAGCACAAGGAGGAAGAACUACGAGGCCUUAUGCCAGAUGUAUGAGAAGAUUCAGCCUCUUCUGGAAAACCUGCACCGGAACUUCAUAGAGACUCGGAAUAACAUCACAUAUGACGUCCAGAAACUCUAUGACAAAGACCCCCUGGGUAACAUCCUUAUUGACAAGAAGAGACUGGAGAAGAUCCUGCUCUUGAGUUAUGUCUGCAACACCCAGGCAGAGUACCAACAAGGCUUCCACGAGAUGGUGAUGCUAUUCCAGUUGAUGGUGGAACAUGACCAUGAGACCUUCUGGCUUUUCCAGUUCUUCCUGCAGAAGAUGGAGCACAGCUGUGUCAUCAACAUCGGGGUGGGCAAGAACCUAGACAUGCUCAACAACCUGAUCAACUUCCUGGACCCUGUGUUUGCUGAGCACCUAAAAGGAAAGGGCGCGGGGGCUGUGCAGUCCCUCUUCCCCUGGUUCUGCCUCUGCUUCCAGCGUGCUUUCAAGUCCUUCGACGAUGUCUGGAGGCUUUGGGAGGUUCUACUGACUGGGAAGCCCUGCAGAAACUUCCAGGUGCUAGUGGCCUACAGCUUGCUGCAGAUGGUGCGUGAGCAGGUCCUGCGGGAGGGCAUGGCCGGCGAUGACAUCCUCCUGGCCUGCAACAACCUGAUUGACCUUGAUGCUGACGAGCUGAUCUCCUCCGCCUGCUUGGUUUAUGCGGAGCUCAUUCAGAAGGAUGUUCCUCAGCCAUUAAAGGAUUUCUUUCUCUGA